This is a messenger RNA of Orbicella faveolata, 1324 nucleotides long. RefSeq names its product protein sidekick-1-like. The record is from RefSeq and is a predicted model, not a curated record. Gene Ontology annotation, molecular function: protein binding. Gene Ontology annotation, biological process: cell-cell adhesion. Lineage: Eukaryota; Metazoa; Cnidaria; Anthozoa; Scleractinia; Merulinidae. Gene Ontology annotation, cellular component: membrane.
AUUAACGGCCUCGUGUUCUCUUCUGCUCUUGCGGGAUUGGAGAGCUUCGUCACGUACGAGUUCCAGAUCCUCGCCUACACUAGGAUAGGGAAUGGGCCGAGAAGCACAGCGGUCAGAGCAAGAACUUUACAGUCCAGCCCAGGUCCUCCUUCUCGCGUCCAUUUUACAAACGUUAGCAGGACGUCCGUGACGAUAGCGUGGGACCCACCAGUCUACCCCCGUGGUGUGAUAACGAGAUAUAGAGUGGCGUACCGUUUUAAUUCAACGUCGUCUGGUUUUAUAUGGCAAAGCUUACUCGGCCGUAAUGAACGGCAAAGAACUGCUGGGGGGCUGAAUGCUCAGUCGUUUUAUCGUUUCUUCGUAUGGGCCGGCACAAACACCAGCUGGAGCGACCCGCCCGCAGAAGUUGUUGUAUAUACCGGAGGCUCAACAGAACCCCCAGAUACGCCAUUCAUUCUGCCGAUAUAUUUUUCGGACAUCAGCGAGCGGUGGAUAAUCGUUAAAUGGCAAGCCACUUCGGAUGUUAAAAGUCCCUUGAGGUUCUUCACGUUGCAGCUGAACAAAAAUGGCGAGGGCUGGCAGGUGUACUCUCCAAACGUUCCUCACAGUUCACGGAGCCUUAAAGUGGAAGGUCUUAUUCCAGGAGAGACUUACACGUUCAGGAUCAUGGCUACUAACGACAGAGGCAACAGUCCAUAUAGUGUUGCGUCCACGGCUGUCUCUACUCGCCUUGCCCGUAUGGACAAACCAGAGAAUGUCAAGUUAAUAGUAAAUGACUCAAACAUCUGUAAGGGCGAUAUCAUCAGUAUCAACUGUUCAGCGGACGGUAAACCUAGUGUUCAUACUUAUCAACUGUUCGAGAAUGAUAUACAAGUGCCUGAUAGUGACACAGCAGGAGUAUGGAAGCGAACGAUGUCAGCGCAAGGAAACUUCAAGUACAGAUGUGUGGCCAACAACACUGUAGGCACAAGUGAAAAGAAUGUUACAGUUACCGUCAAUGUCCCAGCAGUUAUUUAUCCACUGGAAAACAUCACUGUUACAGAAGGUGAAAAAAGGACUUUAACAUGUUAUGUUUCUGGGAGUCCUACUCUAUCUGUAACAUGGACAGAGGUGAGGACUGGAGUCCGUACAAUGGGAAUCACAUGUGAGCUCACACAUAUCAACAGGAAUGAGUCUGGGAAAUAUAACUGUGAAGUGCGCAACUCUUGUGGAAAUGCUACCACAAGCAUCUUUCUCGUUGUGCAGUGUAAGUGACAGUAUUUUUUUAGCUUUAUUCUGACUGUUUCUUUUUAGAUUAGACAUGUUUCUCAGCUAGGUAGGCUAA